UCAGUGUUUAACACAUCAUCACCUUACGAACCUUUUUCGUGUGGAGCUCCGUUUGAAAAAAUCCAGUUGUUUGAAACGCUAAAUAUGGCAGUGAACACAGGCACGUCUCUGGUGCUGUCCAGCCUCCUGUCGGUGCUGGUAUUCGCCGGCAUGCAAAUGUUCAGUCGUCAGCUGGGGUCCACAGAGUGGCUGACCAUCGUCGGCGGCUUCCUGGGCUCCGUGCUUUUCGUCUGCUCCCUCACUGCGUUCAAUAACCUGGAGUGCUUGGUCUUUGGAAAGGGCUUCCAGGCCAAGAUCUUCCCAGAAAUUAUUGUGUGCCUGUCACUGGCUCUGUUUGCCUCUGCGCUUGUACAUCGUGUCUGCGUGACCACAUGCCUGAUCUUCUCUCUCUUUUCAAUAUAUUACAUCAACAAAGUGUCAGCUGCUCUCUACCAAGCUGCUGUUCCGUAGCAAUUCCCGCCAAAGUCACCGGCGGCAAGGGCAAGAGGAAGAACUGAAGUACUGAUACUGUUAUUUGAUCAUCCAAUCAGCAUCCAGUCCCAGCCCAUGAUCAU
This is a messenger RNA of Clupea harengus (Atlantic herring), 554 nucleotides long. It is a transcript of the gene krtcap2, whose product is annotated as keratinocyte-associated protein 2-like. Gene Ontology annotation, biological process: protein N-linked glycosylation. NCBI's taxonomy places the organism in Eukaryota, Metazoa, Chordata, Actinopteri, Clupeiformes, Clupeidae. The transcript has 5 exons. The coding region runs from base 85 to 450 and encodes 121 amino acids. The record is from RefSeq and is a predicted model, not a curated record.